CGCAAGGGCGGGUGCGGCUUCCCCGCCCCUUUCCCGCCCAGGGCGCACCCCGUUGCGGCGGCCAUGGCGCGAGGAGACGCCCCGCAGGACAGCUACCACCUGGUCGGGAUCAGCUUCUUUAUCCUGGGGCUGGGCACCCUCCUUCCCUGGAACUUUUUCAUCACUGCCAUCCCGUACUUCCAAGGCCGGCUGGCAGGAGCCAACCACAGCACGGCCGGGAGCCUGAGCGCCAACCACACAGUCCCUGAAGACACCUUCAACUUCAACAACUGGGUGACGCUGCUGUCCCAGCUGCCCCUGUUGGUCUUCACCCUCCUCAACUCCUUUCUGUACCAGUGCAUCCCUGAGACAGUGCGGAUUCUGGGCAGCCUUCUGGCCAUACUUCUCCUCUUCGUCCUGACGGCAGUGUUGGUCAAGGUGGACAUGAGCCCUGGACCCUUCUUCUCCAUCACCAUGGUCUCCGCCUGUCUGGUUGAGCAACAACCCCAUCCUUGUCCCUCUGCAGCCUUUGGUGCCAUCCUGCAGGGCAGCCUCUUUGGGCAGCUGGGCACCAUGCCCUCCACGUACAGCACUCUCUUCCUGAGUGGCCAGGGCCUGGCUGGGAUCUUCGCUGCCCUUGCCAUGCUCCUGUCCAUGGCCAGUGGCGUGGACGCCCAGACCUCUGCCCUGGGGUACUUUAUCACGCCCUGUGUGGGCAUUCUCAUGUCCACUGUGUGCCAUCUGAGUCUGUCCCGCCUGAAGUUUGCCCGCUACUACUUGGCCAAGGACUCCUCGCAGGCCCCAACUCAGGAGCUGGAGACCAAAGCUGAGCUGCUCCAGUCUGAUGUGAAGAACGGGAUUCCCAACAGCCCCCAGAAGGUAGCCCUGACUCUGGAUAUUGAUCUUGAGAAGGAACCGGAGCCAAAUGAACCCCAGAACCCAGGAAAACCUUCAGUCUUCGUUGUCUUCCGAAAGAUCUGGCUGACAGCGCUGUGCCUUGUGUUGGUCUUCACAGUCACCCUGUCCGUCUUCCCCGCCAUCACAGCCAUGGUGACCAGCUCUACGGGUCCUGGGAAGUGGAGUCAGUUCUUCAACCCCAUCUGCUGUUUCCUUCUCUUCAACAUCAUGGACUGGCUGGGACGGAGCCUGACUUCUUACUUCCUGUGGCCAGACGAGGACAGCCGGCUGCUGCCCCUGCUGGUCUGCCUACGCUUCCUGUUCGUGCCACUCUUCAUGCUGUGCCAUGUGCCCCAGAGGUCCCGGCUGCCCAUCCUCUUCCCGCAGGAUGCCUAUUUCAUCACUUUCAUGCUGCUGUUUGCCAUUUCUAAUGGCUACCUGGUGUCCCUCACCAUGUGCCUGGCGCCCAGACAGGUGCAGCCACACGAGAGGGAGGUAGCUGGCGCCCUCAUGACCUUCUUCCUGGCCCUGGGACUGUCCUGUGGUGCCUCCCUCUCCUUCCUCUUCAAGGCACUGCUCUGAAGUGGCCCAUCCGAGCUCUCCCAGCAGCCCUCUCCACGGCGCCCACUGUGGAGUUGAGAUCCAGCCCAGGGGAAUGGCGAACCCGGCUCAGGCCUCUGCUGGGCGGGGGCCCCUGGCUCUAAGGCCACCGGGAAGGGCAGGAGAUGCUCCCCCUCGCUGGCUGGUGACCACUUGAGGUGCUCGAGGAAGAAUUCACCACCGGUCAUUCUAACCCUCAUCCAGGAACGG
This is a messenger RNA of Carlito syrichta (Philippine tarsier), 1686 nucleotides long. RefSeq names its product solute carrier family 29 member 2 (gene SLC29A2). NCBI's taxonomy places the organism in Eukaryota, Metazoa, Chordata, Mammalia, Primates, Tarsiidae. Gene Ontology annotation, biological process: nucleoside transmembrane transport; uridine transmembrane transport; thymine transport. The transcript has 12 exons. Gene Ontology annotation, cellular component: plasma membrane; basolateral plasma membrane. The record is from RefSeq and is a predicted model, not a curated record. Gene Ontology annotation, molecular function: nucleoside transmembrane transporter activity. The coding region runs from base 64 to 1458 and encodes 464 amino acids.